Molecule: messenger RNA, 2090 nt
Organism: Gadus chalcogrammus (walleye pollock)
Lineage: Eukaryota; Metazoa; Chordata; Actinopteri; Gadiformes; Gadidae
Gene: nr2c1
Product: nuclear receptor subfamily 2, group C, member 1
Exons: 14
Coding region: 148-1995 (615 amino acids)
Biological process (GO): anatomical structure development; negative regulation of transcription by RNA polymerase II; cell differentiation
Molecular function (GO): nuclear receptor activity; RNA polymerase II cis-regulatory region sequence-specific DNA binding; zinc ion binding
Source: RefSeq, a predicted model, not a curated record
AGCUAACCUAGCUAGCACACAGCAGUAGCUCGCCUAGCUCCUUAGCCUUUCCGGAGACCCAUCUUAUGACCAAAGUUAAACUUCACGAAAAGAUUCUAACGCCUCAUGGGGCUUUAAUGUGAAAGCAGUGCAAAGGACGACAUCAGAAUGGAUGGGCAGACCCAAAGGAUUCAACUAGUUUCAGCAGACAGUGGAAUGCCAUUGGGACACCGAAUCCAGAUAGUGACUGAUCAGCAGACUGGCCAGAAGAUCCAGAUCGUCACAGCACUGGAGCAGUCCUCCCCUGGGAAGCAGCAGUAUAUUCUAGCCAAUGCAGACUACUCAUCGGGUGGUAAGGUGAUCCUGGCCAAGCAAGAGGGCUCCCCCAACAGGGUCAUCUUCUCGGGUAACGAGGGCUCUGGGGUGAACCAGGUGCUGUUCGCCUCCUCCGAUCAUCUCUCGCAGCAAAUCCAGUUUGUGACAGAUGGUACCGACCAGACUCUCAUCAAGCCUGUUGUGGAGUACUGUGUCGUGUGUGGGGACAAGGCCUCAGGGCGCCACUAUGGAGCGGUGAGCUGUGAGGGCUGCAAGGGCUUCUUCAAGCGUAGCAUCAGGAAGAACCUGGUGUACACGUGCAGGGGAUCCGGAGAGUGUGUCAUCAACAAGCACCACCGGAACCGCUGCCAGUACUGUCGACUGCAACGCUGCAUCAACCUGGGCAUGAAGCAGGACUCGGUGCAGUGUGAGAGGAAGCCUGUAGAAGUUUCCACCAGAGAGAAGUCUUCCAACUGUGCGGCCUCCACAGAGAAGAUCUACAUUCGCAAGAACCUGUGCAGUCCCCUGGCUGCCACGCCGACCUUCGUGACCGAUAAGGAAACCGCCAGGUACACGUCGUUCAAGUCCACCAACCUGCUGGAGUCCAGUAUGUUGCUUAACAUCCAGCAGCCUUUCCCCAAGCUGGAGAACAACAUGAUGGUCCCGGUAUCCCCAGACACGGACGACCCGUGUCAGGGCGACCUGAGCACGCUGGCCAACGUGGUGACGUCCCUGGCCCACCUCAACAAGGCCCACGAGGGUCACGACGGCACCAACGACCUCAUGGGCGUGGACAACCUGAGCAACGGAGACAGCUCCAUGACCGACAUGCAGGCAGACGAGCAGACCGCCAGUGAGAUCACCCGAGCGUUUGACACCCUGGCCAAAGCCCUCACCCCGUCCGACGGCUCCGCGGGUCAGUCGCUGGAGGCCACCAUGCAGCUCAUGUCCGGGGACCAGUCCGGUCCGGUGGUGGAGCUAGAAGGACCCCUUCUGUCCGACGGCCACGUCCCCUUCAAGCUCAUGAUGCCUUUGCCUGUGCCAGAGUACCUGAAUGUGAACUACAUCUGUGAGUCUGCCUCACGGCUGCUGUUCCUCUCCAUGCACUGGGCCCGCUCCAUCCCCGCCUUCCAAGCGUUAGCUGGUCACGAUAAUGACAUCAACCUGAUGAAAGCUUGCUGGAACGAGCUGUUUGCCCUGGGCCUGGCACAGUGCUCCAACACUAUGAACGUUGGCACCAUUCUCGGAGCGAUCAUCAACCACCUGCAGGCGAGCUUGCAGGAAGAGAAACUGUCCCCAGAAAGGGUGAAGCUGGUGAUGGAGCACAUCUGGAGGAUGCAGGAGUUCUGCAACGGCAUGUCUAAGCUUUCUCCAGAUGCCUACGAGUAUGCCUACCUCAAAGCCAUUGUCCUCUUCAGUCCCGAUCACCCGGGCAUCGACAACAUCCUGCAGAUUGAACGCUUCCAGGAGAAGGCCUACAUGGAGCUGCAGGACUAUGUUACUAGGUGCUACCCCGAGGACACCUACCGGUUAUCCAAGCUGUUGAUGCGGCUGCCGGCCCUCAGGCUGAUGAGCGCCGCCGUCACGGAGGAGCUCUUCUUCGCCGGCCUCAUCGGCAACGUGCAGAUCGACAGCAUCAUCCCCUACAUCCUCAAGAUGGAGUCCACGGACUACAACUCCCAGAAUGCAUCCGGGGUCUGAUGCACUGCCACCGGUGAAACCGGUUGUCGGUGGACGGGGCUGGUACCCCCCCCCCUCCCCUCCCUCUCUCCCAUGCUUUGCCGAAAUUGCCCCAC